This is a messenger RNA of Cokeromyces recurvatus, 308 nucleotides long. RefSeq lists its product as uncharacterized. Bases 1 to 249 code for a protein of 82 amino acids. Gene Ontology annotation, molecular function: nucleic acid binding. The transcript has 2 exons. The record is from RefSeq and is a predicted model, not a curated record. Lineage: Eukaryota; Fungi; Mucoromycota; Mucoromycetes; Mucorales; Mucoraceae.
AUGAGGAUAAUUGACAAAAAUUAUAACAGUAGUGUGAGUUCAAAUAAUGUGCGUGAGCUUAACCUCAUCGAGCAAUUUUGGGCGUUAAUUAAACGUAAAGUUAGACGUGAAAAGCUUGAAGAUACCGAAACCCUGCAAGAAAGAAGAAUUGUUGGUGCUGCGAAUGAAGUUCCUAUUCAACAUUUUGAAAAUAUAAUUCAACAUUCAAAGAACCAGUUUAAUAAUUGUUUGAAUCAUAUUCCAAUUUAAUACCUAAUAUUUUUAUUUAAAAUAAAGUAUGAAAUGACCCUCUCACAAUCCACGAAUUG